Messenger RNA from Pipra filicauda (Wire-tailed manakin), 2791 nucleotides. It is a transcript of the gene SENP5, whose product is annotated as SUMO specific peptidase 5. Lineage: Eukaryota; Metazoa; Chordata; Aves; Passeriformes; Pipridae. Bases 96 to 1811 code for a protein of 571 amino acids. Gene Ontology annotation, molecular function: deSUMOylase activity. The record is from RefSeq and is a predicted model, not a curated record. Gene Ontology annotation, biological process: protein desumoylation. The transcript is spliced from 9 exons. Gene Ontology annotation, cellular component: nucleus.
CCUGUAAAGGAAGGUGGUUUUGUAUAUAGUGGGGAGGAGAGCAAUAAUGGUGAGGGCAACACAGUCCUGGUAGUUUUAAACAACUAUAAAAGGAAAUGCUGUUGCAAAGGGAGUGGAAUGGAACUUGUGGCCUCUUGACAGCUCUGAAGAGGUCCAAAUUUAACCAUCAUACUGUAAAAAAGAGAUUUUUAUUUAUGAUGCAUAAGAAACUUUCUAUGGUUAGGUUUCGGUAUAGAAUCAUAAAGUCCCCGAAACUUCGAGCAAGAGGCAAAACUUGCAAACUGAGAAAAAUCAAGCCAAGGUGGGUGAAGAAAGCUACAAGGGACCAUCAAGAGACGCUUCAGUGGGAUUUUGAAAGUGGAUUGUGUAAUUGGUUUUCCUACUGGAAAUCUAAAAGUAACCGUCUUUGGAACCGGUACAGCUUAUCAGAUAUGAACAAUAAUACACCCAAAUCUUUAGGUGAGGAGAAUGAAAUCUGUGCACCUGCGAUCUGCCGUACACAGGACGCGUUACCGUCUGCUGAGCCGUGUUCUGAGGGUCCGGGAUCCGGAGGGCAGGAUGGCAGUGUGGAUGCUGUCCCACCAGAACUGCAUGUUAGCGCUUCUCCAGAGGCAGAGGCCUUGCACCAGGUGGAGACCAAUGGGGCUCUGUCAGAGAAUCAUUGUUCUGACAUUUUUGCCCCCGCGACAGAAAAACAAAUUGCUGUUUCAGAUCAAGAUGGUGCAGAAUCCAAGGAAGCUAUGGGUGUAGAUGGAAUGACACUGUCGCAAUCCUCCGUGCAGGAUUCUGUUGUUGAUGAUAAUUUUGCAAAUGGACCUUUAUCCAUGGAGCUGACACAAAAUGAGGACAGCUCUAGCCAAAUGGAAGUAGAGGGCUCCUUGGACAUUUUUAGUUCAAAAUUACUAGAUCACCCUUACUGUAAAAGUCCUCUCGAGGAGCCUUCACCAGAAAGCACAGGACUGAAAUCAGGAACUCGGAAGGGAGGCAAAAGGAACAGUCAGAAAGCUUCCCGGGUGGCUGAUGAGCAGUUGGCAACGUGGCUUUGUGGAUUCCUAGAUGAAGUUAUGAAGAAAUAUGGCAGUUUAGUACCACUCUGUGAAAAAGAUGUCAUGGGAAGAUUAAAAGAAGUCUUUAAUGAAGAUUUCUCCCAUAGAAAACCUUUUAUCACCAGGGAAAUCAUGAAGUAUCGGGAAAAACAUCCAAAACCCUCCACUUGCAAUUUCCGGGUCUUCUAUAAUAAGCACAUGCUAGAUAUGGAUGAUUUGGCUACACUGGAAGGCCAGAACUGGCUGAAUGACCAGAUAAUUAACAUGUAUGGUGAACUCGUAAUGGAUGCAGUCCCUGAAAAGGUUCAUUUCUUUAACAGCUUUUUUCAUAGACAGCUCGUAACCAAAGGAUAUAAUGGGGUAAAACGAUGGACUAAAAAGGUGGACUUAUUCAAAAAGACUCUCUUGUUAAUUCCUAUUCACCUGGAAGUCCACUGGUCCCUCAUUACUGUGAACAUCCCCAGUCGAAUUAUUUCAUUUUAUGAUUCCCAAGGCAUUCAUUUUAAGUUUUGUGUAGAGAACAUUCGAAAGUAUUUGCUGACUGAAGCAAAAGAGAAGAAUCGCCCCGAGUUCCUUCAGGGUUGGCAGACUGCUGUGACAAAGUGCAUUCCACAACAGAAAAAUGACAGUGACUGUGGGGUUUUUGUGCUCCAGUACUGCAAGUGCCUCGCCUUAGACCAGCCUUUUCAGUUCUCCCAGGAAGAUAUGCCCCGAGUGAGAAAAAGGAUUUACAAGGAGCUGUGUGAACGCCAGCUAAUAGACUAAUAAAAUGCAGCCAACCUAAUUUCUCUGGCAUUUCUGACAAGUUGCAGCUGGUGUUUGUGUACUUGAAUUUCUGAAAACUUCCAAGAAUUUUGAGUGAUUCUCAGCUGAGUGGUGUGGCCACUGUCGUUACCUCAAUUUUUUGACAAGUUCUUUAACUGGCAGAACAUAACAGAGCUGCCGUAGAAUAUUCCUAAUGUCAGUUUGGUUCUCUUAUGUUCUUUCCUGUAUUUAAUAUUUAUUAUCUCAGCAUGCAUAUAGGCAAAGCAUGCAACUAAAACCAUAAAACUGUAGAUUUGGUGCACCUUUGAGAUGUAGCUAGAAAUGACAAAUACAGGUGAAUUUGUCUGGAAACAUAAAGAUGCAUGGUAUGUUUUCUGAUGCAAUAAUGCUUUGAAUGUAUCAAAAAAAAUCAAUGCCAUAAAAAGAACAGCUAGAACCUAUUUGGUAGUUACAUUGUCCCUGUUGUGGCUGUACAAUACUGAAUACCACUUUUUAGGGUGGCUAAGCUCAUCUACAGUUCUAAUUUGUGAAGACCCCUUUUUAAAAUAGUUCAAAUUGGUAAUAAAGUUUGUUCUGUUAACAUUUAUCUGGCUGCCAUUAUCAGCCUGUCCCUAUAGAUAAAAAGCAGCCUUUGCACAAAUAAAGCUUCAGCACUUGUCUCUAUAAUAGGAACUACAGAAGUGUUCAGUCGGUCAGAUUGAUUUAAGUUCCUAGAUGCUGCAGAAGUCUCCAUGAUGUGUGUAUUAAGGAGAAUUACAAAGCUGGCCCUGAAGAGUCACAGCUUAGAUAGUAAGAUAAACUCCUUGGCUGUAACUGUUUACAUCUCAGAUGGUUUUGAGUCAUUUCUCAGAUCCACAAUAUGCAGUGAAACGUACCAUUUUGGCAUUUCUUCCUUCAGCUCUGUCUUCAAAGCUUGUUGUCUUUAACCUCCCGUUGGCUUUUGCUUUUGUUCAAAUAUAAAUUAAUUCAUUUCUGCUGCA